AUGGUCAUCUACGCUGCUGCUGGGCCGCUCAGCUACGACAUUCCGGUGUGGGCGGCCACGUGUGCCACGUUGACUGACUUGCGCCCUUCCGUUGGCAUCAUGGAAUUCAACCCGGUGUACCUGACUGCCUCGGCAUGGAGCGUUCGCGUCGCUGCACGCGGGCUUGCGCAUGCUCUUGGGUUCAGCUACGAGGCAAUGAAUCAGAAGGGCAUAGUGAAGUCAGAGCCGACCGGGCGUGGAGUACAGCGCAAGAUGGUGGUCGGAGAAAACGUUCGAGCGAGGGCGUCAGCGCACUUCAACUGCCCCUCUCUGAAUGGCAUGGAGCUGGAGAACGACGAUGCCAGCGCGCAACGGAAGAUGCCUCAUUGGGAGGAACGCAGUGCCCGGGACGAACUGAUGGCCCCCAUAGUCGGUGCCGGCUACUACACGGCACUGACGAUGGCGGUGUUUGCCGACCUGGGCUACUACCACGUAAACUGGAGCAUGGCGGAGCCGAUGGCGUGGGGCAGCAACACCGGCUGCGACUUCCUGACGAAGAAGUGCAAGGACAUGAAAGCUGCCAUCAACUACUCUCACAUGUUCUGCGAUGAGAAAGACAACACGACGCUUCGCUGCUCUUCUGAUCGUCUUCACGUCGGAACGUGCACCGCAUACGUCGUUGACCUCCAGGGGAGUGUGAGCGAGAAAGACGUAUGCCACGUCAUUUCGACGAGAUUUUACAGCGCAUCGUCUCAGAAAUCAUCCAAUGCGUGUGUGGAGGGAAGUAAGCAGACCCUUCCAGGGUCGCUGAUUGGGAGUGGCUCGUGGUGCCUGGACGCGGAGGCGCUGCAGGUGGAAAACAGCGGCGGUAAGAAAAUCGAAGGCGUGUGCGCAGAGGUGCAUUGUGAGGGCGGUGCAGUGAAGGUGAAGUACCUCGGCGCCAAUGAGUUUGUGCUGUGUCCCGAGGGAAGUGUAAUUGAAGUUGUGUCAAAUGAUCAUCUGCAGGGUGGGAAGCUCAAGUGCCCGAAGUACACCGAGGUGUGCACCAUCGCCGCCAACGGCAGCAGCCUCGUCAUUCCGAGCGUUUUGCAGGAUGUGGAGGGGAAGGGCGAGGAUGAGCAAAAGAGGCAGGAGGAGGAGGUUCAGCCACCAGAGUCACUUUCUGAUGUCUCGCCUCCUGCGGAGUCGCCUCCUGCGGAGUCGCCUCUUGGGGCUGCGGUUGAUGCUGAUGGUGGCGGCGUUCCUUCCACUCCGGAGGUUGAGGCGGGGGCGGUUGGGCUCGACACCGAGGCAGCUGCUGAGCCUGAAGAGGGAGCGAAAGGACUGGACGGUGCCGUUGCUCCCGCUCACCCUGCUGCUGCCUCGCCCCCGUCCGGUCGGUACCUCUUCCUCGACCGGGCGACGGCCGCU
Molecule: messenger RNA, 1389 nt
Organism: Trypanosoma rangeli
Lineage: Eukaryota; Euglenozoa; Kinetoplastea; Trypanosomatida; Trypanosomatidae
Product: surface protease GP63
Exons: 1
Biological process (GO): cell adhesion; proteolysis
Cellular component (GO): membrane; cytoplasm
Molecular function (GO): metalloendopeptidase activity
Source: RefSeq, a predicted model, not a curated record